GCCAGUCAAUUACUUCUUUAACUGAUUGUUGAUCAUGUAGUUAAUGUCUUUUUCUAGUCCCCCGAAAUGAUCACCAAAUGCAGCAAUCGGAGAAACCUGUGAGAGGUGUGAACAUGAGAAAUUAAAAUCGCUUCGGCGUGUGUCAGUAUUUUCGACUAAAUAUUGUUGGAUUAACCUUGACACCCUCAUCUGCUCCCCUCUCCUCGUUGAUGAGCUAACGCAAACUGUCACGUUGAACCAACUUUCCUCAGUAGUUACCACUAUGGCUGUGGCAAGCACCACCAAGACGUCGUGGCGAUUGCAUGAGUUUUUGGCCCAUUCCAGCAAUCUCUCCUGCCUGACUCUGGGGAAGAGCUCUGGUCGUCUACUGGCUACUGGGGGAGAGGACUGCAGAGUCAACAUCUGGGCUGUCAGCAAACCCACCUGUAUCAUGAGUCUGACAGGUCACAGUAACACAAUAGAAUCCAUACAAUUUAACAGUUCAGAAGAACAGGUAGCAGCUGGAUCACAGUCUGGAUCACUACGGGUCUGGGAUCUGGAGGCUGCCAAGAUUUUACGGACUUUGAUGGGACACAAGGCCAAUAUAACCAGCCUGGACUUCCAUCCAUAUGGGGAAUACUUGGCCUCAGGCUCUAUGGACACCAACAUCAAGCUUUGGGAUGUGAGGAGAAAGGGCUGUGUGUUCAUGUACAAGGGCCAUGCUCAGGCAGUGAGGUAUCUGGCUUUCAGUCCAGAUGGGAAGUGGUUGGCAUCUGCCAGUGAUGACAGCACCAUAAAGCUAUGGGACCUGACAGCAGGGAAGAUGAUCACAGAAUUCACCGCUCACACUGCAGCAGUCAACAUUGUCCAGUUCCACCCCAAUGAGUAUUUGCUGGCCUCUGGCAGCUCAGAUAGGACAAUCAAGCUGUGGGAUCUGGAGAGGUUCAAGAUGAUUGGCUCAGAGGGAGAGGCUGGGCCAGUCAGAUGCAUCUUCUUCAGCCCAGAUGGCUGCUGUUUGUACAGCGGGGCUGUGGACUGCCUGCGUGUGUACGGCUGGGAGCCAGACCGCUGCUUUGACGUGGUGCCAGUGGGUUGGGGGAAGGUGGCAGACAUAGCUGUCUGCAAACAGCAGCUGAUUGGUGUGUCACACAAUCUGAACAACGUGUCUUCAUAUGUGGUGGAUCUGACAAGGGUGAAGAAGGCUGGCAGCUCUGUGAUUCAAGGGGUUAUCCAGGAUGACCAGCCACUCACAGAGCCCUCUCCAAAGCAGUCCACUCUGCGACGGAACUACGAGCGACCCAUGACCACCUGUAGCACUCAGAGGGUAAAAAAGAGUUUGGAGGGUGACAGGCGUAGCCCUGAGGGUGAGAGACGGAGCCCCAGCAGUGAGGACGAGAAGGAGUCAAGCGCGGAGAUCCGCAAUGCCGAGGACUACAAAGAGAUCUUUCAGCCAAAGAACGCUAUCUCACGUACCCCUCCCAAGAUGAGUGAGCCCUUCCCUGCACCCCUGGAGGAUGAGAGCUUUGUGGUGAAAGCCUGUCAAGUUAGGGAUUUUGAGACACCUGUACCUGACAAGCAAAUGCCCGGCCAGUUGAAGAACCCCCCGAUAGCCUCAUCAACCCCUGUCCAGAGGGUGGAGCCCACUUUUGUUUCUUCUGGGCCUCUCCCCAUCCCCACAGCAGCCACCCCAGCUGUCCGACCUUCCAUCUCAAAUGCCCUUCCCCCCCGCCCAUCAGCUCAAGCUGCUGCCGCUGCACCAAAGACCAAAUCACACCCAAACAUCAUCCUGUCCACCAGGAAUGAGCCAAUAGGACUCAACGUGGCAGAUUUCCUACCAGCUUCAACCAACAACCGUCCAAGUGUUUUGGGUGAUGAGGAGGCUCUGUCCCAAAUCAAGAAGGGACACGACACCAUGUGUGUGAUGCUAACGAGCAGACACAAAAACCUGGAGACUGUACGAGCUGUGUGGGGCAGCGGAGACGUCAAGACCUCCCUGGACACCGCUGUUUCCAUGAAUGACCUGUCCAUUGUCGUAGACAUUCUCAACAUUGUCAACCUUAAACCGUCACUAUGGAAACUAGACUUGUGCACAUCCAUCCUUUCUCAGAUAGAGGAGUUACUGCAGAGCAAAUAUGAGAGUUAUGUGCAGACGGGCUGCAUGUCAUUGAGGCUGAUCCUGAAACGCUUCUGGCCCCUCAUCUCAGACACACUCAAAGCACCACCAUCUGUUGGUGUGGAUAUCACACGAGAAGAGCGACAUCAGAAGUGCAAGGCUUGUUAUAAACAGCUGAAAAACCUGAGCAACGUGGUCAAAAACAAGGCAGAUCAGGUGGGCCGCCACGGCAGUGCCUUCAAAGAACUGCAGCUGCUCAUGGCUCCACUGGACUUCUAAUACCAGCUGGAUAAGUGCUGUGUUGACCCAAGAUGUUACUCUUAGUGAGUGACCUGGACCUAGACACAUGUGCUGUUGUGAUUGCCUCCCCUCACUUCCUGAAUGAUCAAGUCACUUAAAAAGCAUCAGGAUGAACUGGUGGAACGAACUCACGGGUUUUGCUGGAUUUGAGAACAAUCCACUCAGAUGCAGCUGAAGAAUCCCACGUCUGGAGAAGCUGCCUACUGAAACAACUCCUUUUGUAUUGAAGCUCUGAGCACUAACCCUACACUGGGUUGUCAAUGAGACACUUUGAUCCAAGGCAAUGUCCAACCAUGUGCCAUCAAGCCAGCCAUGUAUAUAACAGAAUUAAUACUAAUAACUGAAAUCAGUCGGUGUAUUCUUUGAUUAGAAUAAUUCCUGCAUACAUGAACCUCAAAAGGUACAUGGUUGGACAUCGCUGAUCCAAGGCCUUACACAGAAUGGGUUUGUGAGAUGGACUUCAUGUAUGAAUAUUUUUAAUGUACGAAAAUGUUUUACAUGCAAGUCAUCGAACAGGUUUGUUUUACCUUGAACAAGGACAGUCAAGUGGCCUAACAAGUCAACUAUUAUGUUAACUUUGAC
Messenger RNA from Lampris incognitus (smalleye Pacific opah), 2974 nucleotides. It is a transcript of the gene katnb1, whose product is annotated as katanin p80 (WD repeat containing) subunit B 1. Bases 263 to 2371 code for a protein of 702 amino acids. Gene Ontology annotation, cellular component: katanin complex. Gene Ontology annotation, biological process: microtubule depolymerization; microtubule severing. The record is from RefSeq and is a predicted model, not a curated record. Gene Ontology annotation, molecular function: microtubule binding. The transcript has 20 exons. NCBI's taxonomy places the organism in Eukaryota, Metazoa, Chordata, Actinopteri, Lampriformes, Lampridae.